Messenger RNA from Haemonchus placei, 1254 nucleotides. The record is from the annotation of a GenBank genome assembly. Lineage: Eukaryota; Metazoa; Nematoda; Chromadorea; Rhabditida; Trichostrongylidae.
AUGGGUAAAAAAGAAAAACACAUCAAGGUGGAUGUUGGUGAGGAGCAAGAGAAAGGCACCUUUCACCUCAAGCCAUCCACCGCUGAACCGAGCCUAAAAUCUCAAGAAUGGCCGCUAUUGUUGAAGAAUUUUGACAACAUGAACGUACGAACUAACCACUAUACUCCCCUUCCGGAAGGCUGUUCUCCAUUGAAAAGGGAAAUCAGGAACUAUAUCUCAUCUGGUUUUUUCAACUUGGACAAACCGGCAAAUCCAUCGUCGCAUGAGGUUGUGGCGUGGAUCAAGCGCAUUCUUCGGGUUGAAAAAACCGGACACAGUGGCACUCUAGAUCCUAAGGUGUCUGGAUGUCUUAUAGUGUGUAUCGAUCGUACGACUCGAUUAGCAAAAUCACAACAAGGGGCAGGAAAAGAAUAUGUGGCUAUUUUUAAGCUUCAUAAUGCUGUAGAAAGCGAGAAGAAGAUAAAACAAGCCUUAGAGAAGCUAACCGGCGCUCUCUUUCAACGUCCUCCUUUGAUCUCAGCAGUGAAGCGCCAGUUACGAGUCAGAACAAUCUAUGAGAACAAGCUUUUGGAAUACGAUAAGGAGCAGCAAAUGGGGAUUUUCUGGGUCAAAUGUGAAUCGGGAACAUACGUGAGAACGAUUUGUGUACAUCUUGGUCUCUUGCUUGGAGUGGGUGCGCAAAUGCAAGAGCUACGAAGGAACAGGUCUGGAAUUACUGACGAGCAUGAUCAGCUUGUCACAAUGCACGACAUUUUAGACGCCCAAUAUGUGUUAGACCAUCAUAAGGACGAAACUUAUAUGCGACGAAUAGUUCGACCAUUGGAAGCACUACUCGUGGAGCAUAAAAGGAUAAUAGUCAAGGAUUCCUCAGUAAAUGCGAUUUGUUACGGAGCUAAGAUACUUCUUCCUGGUGUUUUACGCUAUGACGACGGUAUCGAAGUUGGUCAGGAAAUCGUUAUCGUCACAACCAAGGGAGAAGCAAUCUGCAUCGCAAUCGCCCAAAUGACCACUUCAACAAUGGCUUCCACAGAUCACGGUGUGAUAGCAAGAUCCAAACGUGUUAUUAUGGAACGAGAUGUAUAUGGCCGCAAAUGGGGCUUAGGACCGGUUGCGAUCAAAAAGAAGCAAAUGAUAAAGGAUGGGCUUUUGGAUAAGUUUGGCAAGCCCAACGAGAAGACACCUGCAGAUUGGAAAGCCGUUCAGUAUACAGCCGUGAGUAUAUUACGACUUCUUUACACGGAUUUCCAUCUCUAA